UGGAGUUUCAUUGUCAGCUUCUGCACCAUACCGGGCAGACAGGAACACCAUCACAAGCAAAAGCUGGCAGGCUGACGCAGACGGGCAGCUUCACAGGACGGAUUAUCUGGUAACCGACCCUUUAACUGUGUCACACUCGGACUCCGUGUGGGAUUUCGGCCAUGAGCUCCGUCGCCGUACUUACGCAGGAAAUCUUCAAUGAGCACCGCAGCGGGCUCUUGCUUGAGCAGGCCGGCUCUUCCAUUGCUGAUCCUAGCGGGUCAUCUGAGGAAGAGGCACUGCCAACCUAUAAGGAUGCCUUCCCCCCUCUGCCUGAGAAGGCGGAGUCACCCGAGGGGGCGCCGGAAUCAUCCAACGCCUGGGCAUCUAAGCUGCGGCCACUGAAGUCCUCAGUUGUCACGCAGGUUUUCCAUGUGCCACUGGAGGAGCGCAAGUACAAGGACAUUAACCAAUUUGGGGAAGGUGAACAGGGUAAGAUCUGUGUAGACAUCAUGCAGAAGACUGGGGCGCACCUGGAGCUCUCUAUGGCCAAGGAUCAGGGGCUCUCUAUCAUGGUCUCUGGGAAGAUGGAUGCUGUCAUGAAGGCCCGAAAGGAGAUCGUCUCUCGACUGCAGACUCAGGCUACUGCCACCGUAGCCAUCCCCAAGGAACAUCACCGCUUUGUCAUCGGCAAGAAUGGGGAGAAGCUGCAGGAAUUGGAGUUGAAGACGGCCACCAAGAUCCAAAUUCCACGGCCCGACGACACCAGCAACCUCAUCAAGAUCUCCGGCACGAAAGAGGGCUUGGAGAAGGCCCGGCAUGAGAUCCUUCUCAUCUCCGCCGAGCAGGACAAGCGGGCAGUGGAGAGGGUGAACAUCGACAAGGUGUACCACCCUUUCAUUACUGGGGCCUACAACAAGGUGGUGGGUGAGAUGAUGCAGGAGACGGGUACCCGCGUAAACGUACCCCCUCCCAGUGUCAACAAGACUGAGAUUGUUAUCACUGGAGAGAAGGAACAGGUGGCCCAGGCAGUGGUCAUGAUCAAAAAGAUCUACGAAGAGAAGAAGAAGAAUACCACCACCAUCGCGGUUGAGGUGAAGAAGUCUCAGCACAAGUAUGUUAUCGGCCCCAAGGGUAAUACCCUGCAGGAGAUCCUGGAGAAGACUGGAGUCUCGGUUGAGAUCCCACCCUUUGAUAGCAGCUCUGAAACCAUCAUCCUCCGUGGAGAACCAGCUCGGCUGGGCCAGGCACUCACUGAGGUGUACGCCAAGGCCAACAGCUACGCUGUUUCCUCCGUCUCGGCUCCUUCCUGGCUUCAUCGCUUCAUCAUUGGGAAGAAGGGGCAGAACCUGGCCAAAGUCACUCAGCAGAUGCCCAAGGUGCACAUUGAGUUUACUGAGGGAGAAGAUAAGAUCUCUCUGGAGGGACCCACCAAGGACAUUCAGCUGGUGCAGAGCCAGAUGGAAGCCAUUGUCAUGGACUUGGUUAGCCGUAUGGACUACGCCGAGAUCAGUGUGGACCCGAAGUUCCACCGACACCUGAUUGGAAAAGGCGGUGCCAACAUUAACCGCAUCAAGGACCAGCACAAGGUGUCAGUCCGCAUCCCCCCCGACCAUGAGAACAGCAACCUUAUCCGCAUCGAGGGGGACCCCCAGGGUGUGCAGGAAGCCAAGAAAGAGCUGCUGGAGCUGGCGUCACGAAUGGAGAACGAGCGUACAAAGGAUAUGAUUAUUGAACAACGUUUUCACAGGGCCAUUAUUGGACAGAAAGGAGAGAACAUUAAGGAAGUCCGGGAUAAGUUCCCAGAGGUCAUCAUUAACUUCCCUGACCCGGCCCAAAAGAGUGACAUCGUUCAGCUUCGUGGGCCUCGGAAUGAAGUGGAAAAAUGUUCCAAAUUCAUGCAGAAGAUCGUUGCUGAAAUGGUGGAGAACAGUUUUUCAGUGUCUGUCCCCAUCUUCAAACAGUUUCACAAGAAUAUUAUUGGAAAAGGAGGGGUGAAUAUCAAAAAGAUUCGUGAAGAGACCAACACAAAGAUUGACUUGCCUGCUGAGAACAGUAACUCUGAGAUGAUUAUUAUUACUGGAAAGAAGGCUAACUGUGAGGCUGCGAAGAAUCGCAUUUUGGCCAUCCAGAAAGAACUGGCUAAUAUUACAGAGGUGGACGUGUCCAUUCCCUCAAAGUUGCACAACUCCCUAAUUGGUUCUAAGGGACGAUUUGUGCGCUCGAUCAUGGAGGAGUGCGGCGGUGUGCACAUCCACUUCCCCUCUGAGGGGUCUGGCAUCGACACAGUCACCAUCCGUGGCCCUGCAGAGGACGUGGAUAAGGCCCGCAAGCAGCUGCUCUCCUUGGCUGAGGAGAAGCAAACCAAGAGCCACACUGUGGAGCUCCGUGCCAAACCGGAAUACCACAAGUUCCUCAUCGGGAAGGGUGGCGCAAACAUCCGGAAAGUGCGGGACAGCACUGGAGCCCGCAUAAUCUUCCCCACGGCAGACGAUCAAGAUCAGGAGCUCAUCACUGUAGUGGGGACAGAGGAGGCCGUGCGAGAUGCUGCAAAAGAGCUUGAGGGACUCAUCAAGAAUCUGGAUAAUGUGGUGGAGGACUUCAUUACAGUUGAUCCAAAGCACCACCGCUACUUUGUAGCACGCCGUGGCCAGGUGCUAAGGGAUCUUGCCGAUGAGUACGGCGGCGUGAUGGUCAGUUUCCCUCGCACUGCCUCACAGAGCGACAAGGUCACCCUGAAGGGUGCCAAGGAGUGCGUGGAGGCCGCCAAGAAGCGCAUGCAGGAAAUUAUUGAGGACCUGGAUGCCCAAGUGAGGAUGGAGUGUGUGAUCCCCCAGAAAUUUCACCGCUCCCUCAUGGGUCCAAAGGGAUCCAGGAUCCAGCAGAUCACCAGAGAUCACAAUGUGCAGAUUAAGUUCCCUGACCGAGAGGAUGCUCAGGGUUCUCCAACUGAGCCAGUUGCCCAGGAGAAUGGAGUGACUAACGGAGAGGAGAAGGAGCCUGCUGACCCGGAUGUCCCAAAGAAGUGUGACAUCAUUGUGCUCUCGGGGCGCAAGGAACGAUGCGAGGCAGCAGUGGAGGCCCUUAAGGCGUUGGUUCCUGUGUCCAUUGAUGUAGAAGUGUCCUAUGAACUUCACCGUUACAUCAUUGGCCAGAAAGGAAGUGGAAUUCGUAAAAUGAUGGAUGAAUAUGAGGUCAACAUUCAAGUGCCUGCUCCUGAUCUCCAGUCAGACAUCAUCUCCAUCACUGGCCUGGCCAGUAAUCUGGAGCGUGCCAAAGAGGGUCUCCUGGAGCGUGUCCGAGAGCUUCAGCUGGAGCAACAAGACCGGGCUCUCAGGAGCUUCAAACUGACCAUCACUGUGGACCCCAAAUAUCACCCAAAGAUCAUUGGGCGCAAAGGGGCUGUCAUCACCCAGAUCCGCACUGAGCACGAUGUCAACAUUCAGUUCCCAGAGAGGAAUCACGAGGACCAGGAUCAGAUCACCAUAACUGGGUAUGAAAGCAACGCAGUUUCUGCCCGGGAUGCCAUCCAGGCCAUCGUGGAUGAACUAGAGGAGAUGGUUUCUGAGGAUGUUACCCUGGACAGCAGGGUCCAUGCCCGCAUCAUUGGGGCCCGUGGCAAGGGCAUCCGAAAGAUCAUGGAUGAGUUCAAGGUUGAUUUGAAGUUCCCUCAGAGUGGGGCUGCAGACCCAAACAUGGUGACUGUCACUGGGCGCCCUGAGCUGGUAGAUGAAGCAAUCGAUCACCUCCUGAACCUCGAGGAGGAAUACCUGUCAGAUGUGGUGGAGAACGAGUCCAAACAGGCUUACACGAAGCCACGUGGAGGUGCUGCUACCGCUGUGGAGGAGCAGCCAGGUGCAUCAAAGGGCUUUGUUGUGAGGGAUGCUCCCUGGGCCGCUGCAUGUGAGAAGGCUCCUGAUAUGAGCAGCUCUGAGGAUUUCCCCAGCUUUGGAGCACCUGUGGCACCAAAGGCCUCUCCAUGGGGCCCCAAACGGUUCUAACAUGGAAAAAGAUUGUCAUCCAUCCUGCCAGACUUUUGCUGGGCAGACCAUUGUUGGCAACAAACUUUGUCUUGGCCUUAAGAAAAAAAAAUGGAUAUGCAAUUCCUCAAGCAAAAAAAAAAAGAAAAAAAAAAAAAUUGUAAAAGAUUAUGGAUAAAACUGGAACUGAAUGUCCAAAAAAAUAAUAAAAAUGGAACAUUUA
Conger conger (European conger) is the source of this 4182-nucleotide messenger RNA. RefSeq names its product vigilin-like. The record is from RefSeq and is a predicted model, not a curated record. Gene Ontology annotation, cellular component: cytoplasm; nucleus. The transcript has 29 exons. Gene Ontology annotation, molecular function: mRNA binding. Lineage: Eukaryota; Metazoa; Chordata; Actinopteri; Anguilliformes; Congridae. The coding region runs from base 162 to 3980 and encodes 1272 amino acids.